GGAAGAUACGAACUUUCGAGUUAGGAAGACGAUCCAUUUCGAACGUUGGACAUACCGGUUGGUGAUUAGUAGUGCCCUUCUCGUUGGAAUCGAACAUCGUUGGCCGUCGGUCUUGAAGGCCCGUUCCACGUCAGCAACCAAGAGCAGCCUCCAAUAUGGUCCACUUAUUCCAUAGGUCCAAGAACCAUACCAGGCAACCGGAUCCCAAACAACCGGAGCCAACACUGACACCGGUCCAAGAAAAGCCAGUGCCAGAGGAUCGGGAUUCGGUCUCGUCCGCAGAACGCGUUGUUCACGAUGCCACAAGGCGAUCCAACCCUGGAAACCCAGUGCUGGGCAGUAUGCCUGCGUCUGAGGAAGACUUUCCAGACUUCCCAGAACCCGAGAUCUCCGCGAUAUCACUCGAGGGCAAGCAUGGCGCGAAGAUCCACUACACGUACUACCCGGCUUCUUCUGCGUCCAAAAUGGGUCACCCGAACCCUUUCGCGCAGUCGCUUAUCGUCUUCCUCAAUGGGCUGAUGCUACCCCGAAGUUCCUGGGAUCAGAGCAUAAACGCCUUCUUGGAAAAGCGGGUUAAGGCAGGCCUUCCCUACCCUGCUCUGCUAAGCUAUGACCGCUUCGGCCAAGGAGACUCAGACCGCGACCCCAACGACCAAGAACCUCCACCCAGCCAUGGACACGACGCAAUGUCUGCGGUUCGCGAUCUGAAGCAAUUCACUCUACAGAUCUGGAAGGAGCAUCUGGAAAGAUCGAACCCAUCCCAGUUUCCCUGCCUGGUCUUCGUAUGCAACAGCAUUGGAUGCGCCAUCGCACGACUGUUCGCCCAGACAUACCCCGGGACUGUUGUUGGCAUGUUGUUCCUCGAUAGUAUCAUGGCCAAUUCCGACUACACCAAAAUGUGGCCAGAUCCCGACGCUCCUGGUUUCGACCCACACUCUUUGCCUGGCGAUGUGACAGCGGACGAAGUGCGAGACACGAGAGAAAAGUACAAGAAGAUGUUUCAUCCCGAUGUAGCGAACAUGGAGGGUUUGUCGAGACGAAAUUUGGCAACAUUGCUGCCACAUGCCAACGGGCCUAGACUGGAAGGCUGGGGCGGCACGGGGCCGUACCUUACGAUCGUAGGGCACGAUUGGGAGACGUUUGCCGAGCAAUCGUCUAACUUCCCCAACAAAGACCAAGGCUCCCUCCACAUACCGAAGAUCCUGACAAUGACAUAUGCAAAUCCAGUAUGGCAAGCCUACAACUCAGACCUCACGCGCAUCACCGACGAAGGGAAAGCCAUCGGCCCGCUCAUAGCAAUCAACUGUGGGCACUUUAUUCAAAAGGAUAGUCCCAAGUUUGUGAGCGAGGAGCUGAUCUCGUUACUUGAUCGAGUCGUCAACCGAGUCGAGCAAGUCAGUGAACGGACGCCUGAGAUCAGGAGAGAGAUGAUCCGUCACAGCACAGACUAUGGCUUCUACAAGCAGAACUCGAACGAGUAUUCGUACUAUGGCGGUGAGAUAUAAUAUUUGUGUGGGUAGUGGAUCUCUAUGGUUCCCCAGCGGUGCUGUCAGGAUCAAGUUAUUGUAUACCCCAACGCCAAACGCAGACAUGAUGUACAAAUGCCAGUAAGAAACAUGCUGUGGUAGAGCAUUGGUGUGGCGUCAGCUUGCAGACGAUCGAUAUUAUAACCGCGCUAAAUU
This is a messenger RNA of Macroventuria anomochaeta, 1682 nucleotides long. RefSeq lists its product as uncharacterized. The coding region runs from base 156 to 1505 and encodes 449 amino acids. The record is from RefSeq and is a predicted model, not a curated record. Lineage: Eukaryota; Fungi; Ascomycota; Dothideomycetes; Pleosporales; Didymellaceae. The transcript is spliced from 3 exons.